AUGACCCAUGAGCAGUCCAAGUCGUCGACGGCGAACGGACAAGAGCAUUUACACCCCAUCGCGCCCUAUCCGCCACCACCUUCGCAGUACAACGGUCACUAUCCGCCACCACCUGGCGCUUACGCCGCGCAGUACUACUCUUUUGCCCCUGUCGCCGACGGCAGUCACGACUCCUCUCCCCCGAACGGUCACCCCGGCGCACCCUUCCUGAUGGCGUACCCCCCUCCGCCUCCUGGGCUCGUUUAUGCCUACGCAGCUCCUCCCCCUGGCCAAGCGCCAGCGUACCCCCCUUUUGCACCCGGGUUGGCAAUCCCCCAGCCUCCUCGGCCCAAGCGCAAGCAGGUCAAGAUGGCCUGCACGAAUUGCGCGAGCGCUUGCAAGCGCUGUAACGAGACCCGGCCGUGCGACCGGUGCGUCAAGUACGGAAUCACCGACACCUGCGUGGACGGCGUCCGCAAAGAACGCAAGAAAGGCGUCAAGCGCGGCCCGUACAAGCGCAAGAACAGGCUCGGCGAGGGCGGCGACGCAGGGGAAGCGAGCGGGGAGUCCUCCGUGCCGACCCCUGCCUACCCCAUGCCGCCCGAAGGCUACUAUCCGUGGUACUACCCGCCCCCCGGGUAUAUGCAGCCGCCCCACGACGGACAGCAUCCCGAGGGGGCCCAGAACGGCAACGGUCAGCCUAUGGUCCCGCAGUUUUACCCUCUCCACCCCAUAUACGCGCCCCCGCCGUACGGCCCGUACCCCGGCGGCGCUAUACCGUACCCGCCACCUUCUCUGAGUCCCGUUGGCACUAUGCCCCCCGCCCCCGCCGCAAACGGCAGAGCGGCGGAGCAGUCGCCGAACGACAAUGCGGGUGAAAAUGGCACGCGGGUGAAGAAGAGGAGCCGUGCGAAGAACGGCGACGACAGCUCAAAGGUGAAGAAGGCGAAGGCUGCUGCGGCUGCGGCUGCGGAACCUCAGCCCCAGAAUGACAUUGGCCGCGGGAAGGACUUGCACCUCACCGGGGAUAAUGUAGCUGCCCUCAACGGGCACAGCAACGGCAAUGGCGCAGAGGUGCGCACGCUGAUAGCGGCCUAA
This is a messenger RNA of Sparassis crispa, 1077 nucleotides long. RefSeq lists its product with no specific name. Gene Ontology annotation, molecular function: DNA-binding transcription factor activity, RNA polymerase II-specific; RNA polymerase II transcription regulatory region sequence-specific DNA binding; zinc ion binding. Gene Ontology annotation, cellular component: nucleus. The record is from RefSeq and is a predicted model, not a curated record. NCBI's taxonomy places the organism in Eukaryota, Fungi, Basidiomycota, Agaricomycetes, Polyporales, Sparassidaceae. The coding region runs from base 1 to 1077 and encodes 358 amino acids. Gene Ontology annotation, biological process: regulation of DNA-templated transcription; cellular response to starvation. The transcript has 4 exons.